Eufriesea mexicana is the source of this 10858-nucleotide messenger RNA. RefSeq names its product transmembrane protein KIAA1109 homolog tweek (gene tweek). The record is from RefSeq and is a predicted model, not a curated record. Gene Ontology annotation, biological process: synaptic vesicle endocytosis. The transcript is spliced from 41 exons. NCBI's taxonomy places the organism in Eukaryota, Metazoa, Arthropoda, Insecta, Hymenoptera, Apidae. The coding region runs from base 1 to 10776 and encodes 3591 amino acids.
AUGUCUUCGGAAAAUCAUUCAGAGGCUUUCUAUUCUGCUGAUGAAGACACGAGUCAUGGAUUAAGUGGAAGUCGCACAUCAAGCUUGCGUCAAUCUAUUGUCGGAUCUGGUUCAGUAUUAAAUCGUAAUGAUAGUAUGAAAAAGAAGUUCUCUUCAGACUUAUCUAUUGUAGAAAGUUCAACAAAUGUAAAUGUUUCCAUAUCUGAGAAAGCACAUACUUUAGAGAGAGCAAAACCACAAACGAUAAGUACGAAACGAAGUCCUAGAGUAAAUCGAAAUACCAGUUUCCAAAAUGAUGUUGAUUCGAACGGUGGAAAUGGUGUAUUACGUGAUUCAUCCGAUAGUCAUUCUGUUUCUUCUACUAGUUUCAUAUCUGCGGUAUCGUCACAAGAAGAUGUUACUCUUGUAAAUUUGCACAUGCAAGUAAAUAAGCCUAUUGUUGAUUCUCCACUUCUAAUGUCAAGCUACGUUAGUCAUUUAACUCAGAUACGUUGCUUAAAUUGGAGUCAAUCAUCAAUACCAGCAGGAAAUGCUGCAUUUACUACACCACUUUUUCAGCGUACUGAGGAUGGUAGAUUAGUUUAUGUUGGUGGAAGAUAUGUACCAAAAUUUGAAACUGUCACUGAAGGAUUUACAUCAUUAAAAAUGAUUACUAGAUCUGAUGGUUCACCUGUAGCAAAUUCAACUAAUGAAACUCCUACACAUCCAUAUCUUUGGGAUAGUACAACUAUUAAUCAUAUGGAAGGAGAAGAAGAUCAUACAACCCACAACAAGGAAGAGUUAUUAACCGUGCAACAUGAAAAUGGAUCGCGGACAACGGUUAUUGUAAAGUUUAAGGGAGAUGUAGAUAUUAUGUUAAGUCCUAUGGUACUAGAAUCUUUGCAACGUUUCAUCGAUGCUAUCAUAUCGACAUUAGCAACUUUACAUCCAUUAACAAUUUUAAAUCAUCUCCAUCAUGAAUGCAUUGGAAAAGUUGAAGAUGCUAAUAUUUUGAAGCAAGAUCAAAGUUUAUCCUACUGGAGUCAAGUACAAACUAGUUCAAAACGAUCCACUGCUGAAAGAAAUAUUAAGAAUGGGCAAGGUAAAAUUGCAUUGCAAACAAAUGUGUAUGAAGAAAGCAUCAUGACACAAGUACAGGGCAGUAUUAUUUUACCAAAGAUGAAUAUAACUUUGCUGCAAGCUUCGGUUGUUGAAGAAAUUAUAUCCUUUUCUGCUCUUGAAAAUAUACGUGAUUUAACAUGUGUAUCAUUAUUUGCCAUUUGUUUUGAUGAUGUAACAGCAAGAUUUUAUAUUGGAAAACAAGCCAGGGAAGUAGUUCAAACAUUCCAUAAACCAGCUGUAUUACCGAAUCAAAAGAAAGUUAAUAAAAUUAGUAAAGCAUUUUUACCUGGACAUCAAACAGCUGCUGUGGUUGCAGAUAUUGGGAGUGGAGAAACAGUAUAUAUAGAAACUUCUGAAAAACAGCAAGAAGAAAUUGUAGUUACAUUAAAUAUAGGUAAAGCUCAUUCUCAAUUACGUAGACUUAGAAAUGAAUCUUCAAUAUUAAAAGAUGCUGUUAUAACAGCAAUUCCUGUUCAUUAUUCAAGAGUGUUAUUCACAUGUACUAGAAUAACUUCUCCACUAAAAUGUGUUGAUUAUUAUUUACAUCAAUUUACAGAUGACAAAGAAAAAAGUAAACAAUCUGGAUCUCCACAAGCAACAGAAGAAUUUACUCUUGGUAGUGGAGAAGAUAGAUUAGGUUUUAUAAUGUUUGAAUGUGGUUUAGAAGGAAUCAAAUUGAAAGUAGUUAAAAGAUCACAAUUUGAAAAAGGAGAAAACGGAAAUGACAGUAAAAAAGUUGAUGCUGAGAUAUUUUAUACAGAUAGUGUAAAGAGUCAAGAGGAAUUAGAUAAUGCAGCUGUUUCUGCUAUAGGUACAGCAGAUCCAGAAACAACUUCAACAAACUUGCAUAAUGGAGCACAAAUAAAUACUAGUGUAACAUGUGCUAGUCUUGCCUCAAAAGCAGGAAAUGGAAACACUGUUUCUUGUAUUAUAGAAUUAAAGACAGUGUGGUUUAAUUUUGCAGCACCACCCCGUACCCCGAUAACGAGAAAAAUUGAUUACACUCGAUUAGAUUGGAAUUUACUAAGUACAGCAUCACCUGCUAUAAAUGCUUGGAUGAAUCCUAGCAAUAAGUUUGCAAUUCGAAUUGUACAUAUGUUCAGAACUAUGUAUCGGAGGUCAACUGCUAUUGUUGCUUGUCUCAUGGCAGAAGCAUUAGAUGUUCAAGCGACGCACAUGCCAACCAAGAGUCGCUAUGGAAGAUUAACACCAUUAGCAAAAACAUUACAAGAAGAUCCAUCUUGUCAGCUAUGUACAAUUUUACAAAAUUACGUUUUAUUAAACGAAUUAAAAAGCAUUGAGGCUAAUUUAAAAGAAUCCGAUUUACCUUUGUUAUCAACACUUCGACAAGGAGUUAUAGUAUUGAGCAGGCAAUGGAAAAAUGUUCUAUAUACGCCACUAUUAUUAGAACAUAAUUAUAAAACCAAACAUGUUAAACCAGUGAAUGUCACAUUUGCAGUUACAGAUCCAGAUGAGGAAAAUUUGCUGACUGAUGGUGAGGGUAGCGCAGGAGAAGUUGAUGAUCAGGAAGUCACAGAUGAAUGUGCUAUGUUAAUUGACACAGACCACAUGUACAAGCAUACACAUGUCAAGAGUGGACAAGAUAAAAGUACAGGUAUUUGUGGUGAUGGUUUGACGGUUCCUGUAAGUUCUCCUCGGGGAAAAGACACAACCCCUAUAGCAACACCGGUUCCAGGCCCGGAUUCAUUAACCUCCCCCUCUCCACCAGUAGUUCGUCUAAAAAAAGGAAAAUCACUACAACCCACGCAAAUGCCUGCUAGUACACGAGCAAGUAUUGUUUUUCCAUUGCUUGCAAGUGGUGGGUUAUUCAAUCAAACUCGGGAACCAAAUAAUAUAUGUUAUGGCACAUUGCGAGAAGAGAAGACGCCGCAAAUCCAUAUUUCUCAUUCUCAUCAGCUUGGUUCUAAUCCAAGUAUCUGUUCUGGAGGUGGACAUGGUAGUCAACAUAGUACUGGAAGCUUGGAUCAGGUCACAUCUCCCACAAGUCAUUAUUCCAAUAAACCGUUAAAUACUGGGGAAGAUUUAUAUAGUUGGAUGGCUAAACAACAAGAGUUUAUAAAGGACAAUGAUAAAGGCAAUUUAAAAGGAAAUUGGGUCUUUCAUCCAGAACAAAAAUCUUUAAAGGAUUCUAAAAUUAAUACAAUGACAACAGAUGAUACAGAAGAUUCUGAUGUUCAUAGUGGAACACUUCUUUAUCCCAUGAAAGAUUCACUUAGACUUUUGGAUGCACAUUUAAUUUUUGAACCACUUCUAUCUUCUUUAUCUGUUAUGCCACAACAAAUGUUAUCUGCUAUUGGUUCAGGAAAUGUAAACAAUAUAUCUUCCUUAGACUCAUUAGGAUCAAAUUUAUCUUUGGUAGGAAAUAUGGAGACUAUGCGUAUUGAUAUAGUUGUGAGUGAAUUCGGAAAAGUAACUGAUAAAAGGAAGGGUAAUAAAUAUCAAGUAAAGAAGGGAAUCAAUUCGAAAUUUCAUCUUGAUAUACCACCAGAAACACCAGCAUUUUUAUGCGAAAAAAUCGGUAUUGAUAUUGAUGUUAAGAAAAGAGCUGAUAUGACGGUAGAUGAUAUGAUUCAAGAACAAACUGUUUUAUACAUAUCUCGGGGCCAAUUGAAAAAACAUACAAGUACAGUUGUGAAUUUUAGUUUAAAUAUACGAUACAUUAGUCAACAAGUAAACAUGCCUCUUCUCAGAUUAUUACAUCAAAUUAGUAAUAUGUAUCAAAAUGUUAAAGAAACACAAAUGGAAUUAAAAGAACAACAACCAGAGUGUAAACGAAAUAAUAAUUUAAUUGUUAAUGAUACAACAGUAAAAAAUGGAUCAUCUUCAACAUCUGAUUUACAAGAGCAACUUUUAUUAGAAGGAAAAAAAAUAGAUGCUCCAUUACUCCGUAAUAGUUUUGAACCCAAUCUUUCAAAAGUGAUAUCACCUGGUGCGAGUAUUCGAUCUCGGCCUCAAAGUUUUGCUCAAAAAUUACGUAGUACAGGAAAAAGUGUAAAAGGAUAUAUUAAUUUGAGCGAAGGUGUGAUAACUCCAAAUUUUGGAGCCAGUCCAAGUGGAUCUGGGUUAGACAAAUUCUGUGUACUUUCCGAUAAAUGUAAAGAUGCGACACAUUUAACGCCACGAUGCUGGAAAACGAUUUAUUAUUUGUUGGAUUUAUACGCUACUCGACCAGAAACAAAAACUAUUACACAUCGUUUUUCUAUACCAGCAGACGCUUCGGAACAUUAUAAAAGCGGUAGAAAAUACGAAUUAUUAAACGAAACCAAGGAUGCAGAUAUUGAAAAAGGAUUGAAUGCUGAAAAUAGUUCAACGCCAGUGCCACUUCCGCGGGAAUUAAAUAUCGUUACGGGGGAACGGACAAGAUUACUUAUUUUUGGUGUUGCUCGAAUACAUAGAACCAGAUUAUUAGCUACUCUCAGUGGAUUAAAACUUGAAGCAGAAAUAACGAGCCUUCACGCAAGUUUUACAUGUCGUAAAAAAUCCAGACCCGCCAGUUUAGAAUGUAGUUUAAGUGGACAAAUUGGUAGAACAAUGAUUGUUCUAUUAGAAGGUGUUGCACCUAAUCAACAAACAGUUGUUAAAGUAACUGUAGGAAAGUCGCAAGCUUUGUAUUCCAGUAUAAGUAGGCGACAAAAAGAUAAAAAUAGUGGAUUACUGACUGUCGGUGCCGUCAAUAUUGAUAUUCCUCAACAUCCAGUAGCUUUACAUGGUAUGAUGACUAGAGGUAGUAAACAAUUAUCAUCGACUUUACAAGAACUAAGGGUGACAAGAACAUCUUCAAGAAUGUCCAGAGGUCAACAACAGGAUGAAGUAGAUACAGGAGUACCUGGUAGUCCACAUCAUUAUGCACCAGUACCAUCAGUUGAUUUAGAAAAACCACAAGUUGUAUCUAGUUUGUUAGAACCAAUUGUAAUGCAGUUCCACAUAAUACUUCAAAGUUUGAGUAUAACAGCAGCUCUACUACCAUCUUUACAAGCACAAUAUAAAAUGGAUCAAGUAACUAGUUCCGGUAUAACUGGUAGUAAAGCUAAAUUUACAAUAGAUCUACCUCGUCAUACUUUGAGUUUUACAACGAAACUUCAAGUGGCGGAAGCAAAUUUACCCUCCGAAGCUAGUAUUGGACUUCCUAAAGUACAUGUAUCUGCAGAAUAUAUUCAAGAUGGAAACAGUAACAUAAAUGAUAGUAAAUUAGCUGAUGGUGUUGUAUUAAGACAAGGCAGCUAUCUUAGUGCAACUGCGGAUAUCGGUACUUUUGAACACUCCUUAACCACGGAUCUUCUUAAUCAUUUGGUAUUUGUACAAAAAGUAUUUAUGAAAGAAGUAAAUGAAGUUGUACAAAAAGUUUAUGGUGGAGAGAAGCCAGUUCCUUUAUGGUUAGAAGAUGAAGAGCCAAAUAAUGCGGUUGUAAAAAGAAUAUUAUUUACAUUAAUUAUUCGUAUUAAGCGGAUACAGUUAACAGCAACAACACCAACGAAUUCGGCAGUUCGAUUAGAAACUGGAGCUGUUGAACUUCAAUUAUCAAAUAGAGUACAAAAUGUUUCUGGUGCUACUCAACCAAAUCCAUACAUGAAAUUAUUUGGCAAAGCACAAGUUGACAUUAAUUUAAGUCUUGGACAAUUAUUAAAAAAUGUUCUAUUUGAAGAAGCAGAACCAGAAUUUCAGCAAUUUGCCUUUUUUAAUACUAGGGUAGGAUUACGGAAUGCUUUUCAAGAAGAGAUGGUAGAAGGUGAAGACAAAGAAGUAGUUUUAAUUACGCUAAAGCGUCCAUUAAUAUAUGUUCAGCCAAUGGCUAUUGAUAAAGCUAUACUUGUUUGGCUAAAUUAUAAAAACGCAUAUGAAUAUUGGAACGAGAAGAGAGCUAAUUUAAAUAAAGAGGUUUUAACCGCCACACAACAAGUAUUUGAAAAAGUUCCAUUUGGUCAAAUAACGAGUCAAUUAAGUGCUCCUCAUUUGGGGACAUUAUUUUUACAAUUGACUGUGGAUGAUAUGGGUAUUUGUUUACCGCUUAACCCUCUACCGCCUACAUGGGGUAUGAAUAGAGGGUUGUACGAUGGCGAAUCAAGAGGUGCUGUGGUAGUGACAUUAGAAAAUACAAGCAUAUCAGCAUGCAGCAGUGGUAGCUUAGUUAGUAAAGCAAGAUUUAUGGGUUUGUGUUUGAGAUUUGCUGAUGACUUUGAAACUUCCUUAGAUGAUUGGAAACCAGAUGUAACUGAUAGUAGCAUAAUGAAUUUAUGUAUGGUAUCUGAGGGCACAUAUGAAGUAUGUAGUAGAACAAUUGCACAAAAACAGGACAAGUCUGAUAAUGCCAAGUGGAUUUUAAAUGUACAGUGGCAAAUGGAAGGUGUUGAUAUUCAUCUAGAUGUUAAUGUAGGACAACAAUUGUCAGCACUUGGACAUACACUAACAAUGUUGACUGGUUCUGAAGAAGAUGAUAUUCAUGUACCUGCAGAUUAUGAUAGCGAUGAUGCGGAUCAACCAGAUAAUAGUACUAGCCAGGUUAAAAAAAAAGAGAGUAUAUUAAUGAAGAAGUCAAAAAAUUGGACAGAUAGUCUACCAGCAUUUGUUUUCGAUCCAACGCUUGAUGCAAAAAAGAGAUCGAAGUUAAUUGAGAAAGAGAUGCAUGAACAGGCAAAAAUUAUAAAUGAUUUACGAUCAUUAGGUGCUUCUCAUGGAACUAUAGAACAAGAAAUGAAACGUCUUCAUGAAUUGGAAGCUAUGGUUUUCAAAGAUUUUAGGAGAGAUAUGAUUCAAAAGUUGAGAAGACAGUCGGUUAAAGCUUCAGGGAUAAAAGGUAAAUUAGGAUUAGGUGGGAAACCAAAUACCUAUCGAUCACGUUCGUUUAUUGUACCCUCACCAACGCUUGAAAAUCAACUUGAAAGUCCUGAAGAUAUGAAUAUGGAAGUCAAUUCAGCAAAUUCUGCUAGUUAUGAAAGUAGCCCUAGAAGUGGUCCAAGCCGAUCUGCUUCCCUUCGCGUAAGAGGACUUAGUGGACCACGAGUUACUUUCAGUGAUACACAUACAAUGGGCAGGCAAUCGUCACUUCCAAGUGCUGGUUCUGAGUUAAGUUUGCCAGAAGGCGAAUUAGAAUGGCCAGAAACUAUCGAAAUAGAUGGAGAACGAGUUGAAUUAAGAAAAAAAAGUAGAGAUGUUAGUUACACUUCAAGUUAUGAUAGUAUGGAAGGAAAUGCACCAUUGCUUGAUUCAUUUGGGAAAGAGCAAUCAUCAUCGACCUCAUCACCAUAUAUAACACCUCAAAAAGCUCAAGAGCCUAAUAUAGAUUUUGAACUUGAUGUAAAAGUUUUAAUUAAUAGUGGUAAAUGUGUACUCCACACAAAGGAUCCAGGAAAAGAAGAUGAAAUUAAAAUUAUGAGUAGAAUGAAGAAAGAACGAUCAUGUUCAGGAGGUACAUUUGAAUUUCAACCAAGCAGCCCUAGUAGUAGUAGAAAACACUUAAGUAGCAAAGAAAAAUCAUCUACUACAAGUACAUCUCGAUUAAGAUAUUUACAACACACUAAUGUACCUUUAGUAGAUUUAACAAUUUUUCAUAUUCCUGGCUUAGAUGUGAAGGUGCAUUAUGAAUCUAAAACACUCCCAGAAGAAUCUGUGUCUUCCCGUGUAUCAUCUGAUAAUAGUUUGCUUAAUCCUUCAUCAAUGACUGUGUUUAAAAAAUCUAGCACUAAGAAGGCUAGUUUAUUUGCUUGGAUGACUCUUCAAAGUAUACCAGAAGAAACUAUAAUAAGUCCACAUAUUCUUGAAUUUUUGGAACAAACGUUAGAACCAAUACCGAGUAAAACCAAUUUUCAUAGUAAUGCACAAACGAAUGCAGUAUUUCCAUUAGAGAACGCGGAAAGUACAUCUUGGGCUGCUACUGCAGCGAGCAGUAAUUACGUUUAUGCGAGUUUUCCUGUUGAUGUAAUAGUAUAUUUUCAUAUGCAACCAUCUACGUUCAGAUUUUCUUGCUUACCUGUUUCUCGAGUGGAAUGCAUCUUGCAAUUGCCGUCCCUUGAUAUCGUGUUUUCGUCCAAGCGUGCGGAAGAAGAACUUAUAGAGUUUAGAGAAUACAAAUCUCCACAUACUACACACAGUACUGGAAAAGAAGCGGCUUCAGCGAUUGGUGGACUAUCUGUUACUGGUUGUCUUGCUGAUUUUUCUGUUUAUAUUUUUCAUCCCUAUGGUGGUGGAAAGAAAACUGGUUUGAAAGAAGCACAGUGGUCACCUUUAUCAGAUAGCGAAAGAAAAGAUUCUUUAAGUAUCAAUGUCGCAUUUGUAAAAUUUCACAUGUCAAGAAGUCGUAAAUUAAAUAUUCAAAGUGAACAGUCAAAAAAAAUGUCAGAUACUAGUCGUGCAGGAAUACGAUUUUCUACAAUUGUUGAUAUCGGAUCUGCCUCGUUUAAAUAUGAUAUGCGAAGAUUAAGUGAAAUCUUGGCCUUUCCAAAAGCAUGGUAUAGACGUAGUAUAGUACGUCGAUUAUUUUUAGGAGAUUUAAGUUCAGGUACUGCGUAUUCUGAGGGUGAUGGCAGCCCUUCUCUGAAUCAAGACGAGGCAGUUAUGGGUAGCUCACUGUUAAAACAUUAUGAUCGUCAUGGUGCUGAUGGAUUAUCAAAAAGUGCUCCAGAACGAAGUCCAACAUUGAACAGAGACAAACUAAGAUUAAGCUUGGAGGGUGAUAUACCGAAGCACGCACGAUUGAAAGAUAUCGGUAGAGGAUGGAGUUUUACUUCUGAUAAACAAACGUCUUCAGAACUUAAAUUAAGAGAAUCUGCAUGGGAGACAUUGGUAUUAUUUGCCAUAAAUUUCACUCGUUUAAAUGUCCAUAUGAACAUGGGCAAUGUAAUGGGUAAUGUUACAUGGAUGACAAAGGAUUUUAGAUCUGAUGGUAGGCUAUCCAUAGGUAGUACUGGACAUAAGAAUUUAUACAUAGGUAUUGGAUUAGGAGGUUCCAGUUUGGAUGCAAAGGGUGGUAUUGUUGGUGGUAUCAUUGAAUUGAGUGAAAUUGAUACAUACAUACACAUAAGAGAAGAGCCUGGUAUUGAACCUGAUCAUACUGUAGGUUUAAAACUGUUUGCAUUAGAAUUGCGUUUAGAUUAUAUGGGAACAAGUGUAUUGAUGUCUAGAGUAUCUUCAUUGGAUGUUACAUUAAGAGAUGAAUGGAAAAUUAAUCGUAACAAUAGUGGAGAUGCUUUUAUGCCGACGAGAAGACCUGCAGUAAUUUUUAUGCACGGUGACUUAGGAUGGGAUCAAUUACAGAUUAUGAUUAGUAAAUCAACAACAGCGGAUUUACUAAAAAUGUACUAUAAAUUGGAUGAAUUUUUCAGUCAACAAUUUAAAAGUAGUAAACGAGUAUUUAGUUCUUUACAACCAAAACAUCAAAGAGUAAAUAACAGUAGUUUUAGGAAAAGAACACAAAAAAAGAAAGCUACUAAUGAAGGUCCAUGGAAUACAAAUCAAACUACAAUGUCAGAUGCUCGUCACCAUAGACAUUGGCAAGGAGUAUUAGCACAAGUAGCUGGACUUCAGUUGGGUAGUUUAAGCUUUUCUUUACCAUCAACAGGAACUGUGCUUGGGGGAACAAUGGAACUACAUGGAUGUAAUAUUAGUUUAGCUUGCUUCCAUGGACUUAAUUUCAAAAGUAAAAGUUGGGCACUAUUUUCGUUAAAAGAACCAUGCAUUAGCUUCACCACUGAAGCUCAAGAAAUUCCAAGUGUUGAAUCCCCAAAUACACGCGACGUUCACGUUGUACAAACGUUAACCAUCAGUUUAGGCCAACAACAAGAACAGCAUGCAAGACACCAUUCUAUGGCUACUGUUUGCAGAUUUAGUCGUAGUGUGCUUUUCCCACCACAAUUUAAAUCACUGCAAGAAUGGUUUCAUUAUGCGUUUGCUAGUAGUGAAAUUGACGCUGUGGAUCGAUUUCCUUGCGUUGAAAGAGAACGAACAGAUAGUACAUCUGAUAGUGGCAAUAUAACUCGUGGUAGAAGUACAUCAACAACUUCUGGAAAAUUACAAGAACAUUCUCAUGCAAGGGAAGUUAUAUUUGCUUUACCAUCAUUGCAAUUACAUUUAAAAACUGAACAUCUUCAAACAGCUAAAACUCCAGUUGUUAUCGGUGAAAAACCACUAGUUGAAUGUAGUUUUAUCACAGAAUUUGAAGAUCAUAUCUUCGUUACGGUAGACGCAGAGGCCUUUUUCUUCCUUCAUGAUUUGAUUACUUCAUACGUGAAGGAAAAAGAAAAAGUGAAUAUGGGUGCCCGAGCACACAGUCCAGAUCCUCAAGAGAAGAAAGGUGGAAGUACAAGUACUAGUGGAACUUCUGCUACAACAGUGAUUAAUUCCGAAGAUGAGAAGAAACGUAAACAAUUUGAUCCAGCAGAAAUGUUUAUAAAAGAUUGGCGAUCUUAUAGAUGUAAAACAUGGCAUGUAGAACCAACCGUAAGGUUACUUUCUUGGGCCGGUAAAAGCAUUGAGCCCUAUGGAAUAGAUUACAUCUUACAAAAAUUAGGAUUUUCUCAUGCUCGUACAACGAUACCAAAAUGGAUUCAACGAGGUUUUAUGGAUCCUUUGGACAAAUUAUUAGCCAUUCUUAUGUUAAGAAUGGUUUCAGCAGUUCGUGAGGAACCAUCGGAUGAACAGAAAGAACAUAAACGAGAAAAAUAAUAACUGCACUUAUAGGAAUAAAUGUUCAGAAGAAAUUAGAGUGAAAGGUGAAACCGUACAAUAAUCGUCCAAGAUAAUAAUG